Cucurbita maxima (winter squash) is the source of this 1262-nucleotide messenger RNA. Its product is annotated as dof zinc finger protein DOF2.1-like. Gene Ontology annotation, molecular function: DNA binding; DNA-binding transcription factor activity. The record is from RefSeq and is a predicted model, not a curated record. Lineage: Eukaryota; Viridiplantae; Streptophyta; Magnoliopsida; Cucurbitales; Cucurbitaceae. Bases 389 to 1081 code for a protein of 230 amino acids. The transcript has 2 exons. Gene Ontology annotation, biological process: regulation of DNA-templated transcription.
GCCUUGUCUUGCCAUGUACAUAUAGUACAAAGAUAAGGAGAUAGUUAUUCUUAACUUACAGAACUCUCUCCCUCUCUCUAUUCCUCUUUCCUGAGCUCGUUGCAAACUACGAGCUACUAUAAUAUGAUACUGUACACUUUGAGCAUAAGCUCUCGUCGCUUUGCUUUGACUUCCCAAAAGGUCUCAUUCCAAUGAAUAUGUAUUCUAUAAAUUUAUGAUCAUUCUCUAAAGUAGUCAAUGUAGGACCCAUCUGACACUCUGUCGAGAGUUCCCUAGCUUCCACCCAUCUAUUUAUCUCCCUGUGUUACCCCAUUCUCAACAAACCUCUCUCUCUCUCUAUCGAAAACACAAAACUCAGUCUUCCAACCUUCAUCCAUUCGCUGGUUUUAUGAAUGGAUCAUUCAAGCGGCCACAGGAAGCUCAAGCCCAACCACUGGAGGACAUGGUGGACAUGAUUUCAUGUCCAAAAGUGCAGCAAGAAAACAGGAAGCCAAUGAGGCCACAGCCAGAGCAAGUCCUGAGAUGCCCAAGAUGUGAUUCUACCAACACCAAGUUCUGCUACUACAAUAACUACAGUCUCUCCCAGCCAAGGUUCUUUUGCAAGUCCUGUAGAAGGUAUUGGACUAAAGGGGGAACUCUAAGAAAUGUUCCUGUGGGUGGCUCUUGCAGGAAGAACAAAAGACCUUCACCUUCUACUUCAUCGUCUUCCUCUCCAUCUCCAUCUUCAAAGAGAUCACAUGAUCAGGCUGCCAAUUCUAGCUAUGCUAAGCUUCUAAAUCAAUCAAAUGGAAGGAUGGGUCUUUUUGAUACCCACAACAACUAUCAUAAUAUGUACAGUGGACUUGGUAAUGGAAGCUCUGGGGAGGUUGAACAUGCGUCUACAGAGACUGCUACAGCAAUGAAGCAAGAGUUGCUACCCAAUGGAGAUCAAAAUAUGGUUUCUUGGGGAUUUCCAUGGCAGUUCAACAAUGAGGAUGGAAAUUACAUGGGUGAUCUUGAUUCUGGAAGAGAAAGCUGGAGUUUCAAUGGAAAUGGAAUUGCUUCGUCUUGGCAUGGGCUUCUCAACAGUCCUCUAAUGUAAGUUUAGGAGUGGGUUUGUUUUGUGGUAGUGUGCGAAUUCCCUGUAAUAUUUUCAUCAUACCAAACCUUUGAUCUAGCUAUCAGUGUUCUGGUUACAGAAAGCAAAUUCAAACUUGGAUAAGCUCUCUUUUCACUUGUUUAUCUGUUCAUUCCAAUGUGAAUUUUUCGAGAUCUCGAUUACC